AUGUAUCUGAACAUGUCAGAAGAAAUAAAUGGCUAUCACUUCUAUGACGACGUUGGAACUUUAAGCAACAAUCGAAAAAGACGUUUAGGGGCAAAUGUGUACAGAGUUGUUGCCGUGAGCUUUGGACUCCUGUGUAUCUUACAAGCUGCUCUCAACAUUUCACUGCGUCUGACUCUCUAUGGCUCUGAAGAUGGAACAUCCCAUACUGAGGCCAUUUUUAAAAACGUGACCAAAGAGAGGGGCGAGUUGAAGAGAAAGCUGGCCAUCUUCACUGAAUAUUCUCGUCAAGGAUGGGUGUAUUUCAACAACAGUUUCUAUUACAUUUCUUCACAAAAGGAAUCCUGGCAAGAAAGCAGGAUUGACUGUCAGCAGAGAGGAGCAGACCUAGUGAUUAUCAACAGCAAAGAAGAACAGGAAUUCACAAGGCGCUUUCGGAGGCUCAUUUGGAUUGGACUGACUGAUCGAGACAAGGAGGGAACGUGGAAAUGGGUGGAUGGGACUCCGCUGACCACAAGCUACUGGGGCACGAAUGAGCCUAACAGUCAUAAAGGCAGUGAUGAAGACUGUGGAGAAAUAAAGUUCUUUGACAAUGAAAACAGCUGGAAUGAUAAACCAUGUGAAACUCAAAAUAUCUGGAUCUGUGAAAAGACAGUGGAUCUGUAA
Messenger RNA from Scatophagus argus, 663 nucleotides. Its product is annotated as C-type lectin domain family 4 member M-like. Gene Ontology annotation, cellular component: external side of plasma membrane. The transcript has 6 exons. Bases 1 to 663 code for a protein of 220 amino acids. Gene Ontology annotation, molecular function: carbohydrate binding. Gene Ontology annotation, biological process: biological process involved in interspecies interaction between organisms. Lineage: Eukaryota; Metazoa; Chordata; Actinopteri; Scatophagidae. The record is from RefSeq and is a predicted model, not a curated record.